AUGUCUAACAGAGCUGUUCCGCAGGGGUACCUGGCGAACCUGCAGUUCCGGAUACGGAGCGACAACUUGCCGCUGCUGAGCACGGUGCAGCCUUCGAGAGGGCACAAGCGUGGUGGGCGGGCUGUGAACUACGCGGAGUUCGACAACGAGUUGCUUGAAGAUUUCUCGAACUUCCCGACGUUUGACAUAGACAGCGAUUCCAACGACGAGGAGCAGUCGAGUGCGUCCGCGGGCAAUGAUGAUCCGCAGGCGAAUGCCAACGGUGGGGAAGCCGCUGGCGUGAAUGGCCAAGGUAGUGGAGAUGGUGGAAGUGCGAACACAGGUGCUGGCAGGCAUGGCAAGAGCCAAUUGACCGCGGAAAUGGAGAAAAACUAUAAAACCGGGGUGCCUGAUUUGAACGAGCAGAAGGACUCGCUCAACGUGCUCAGAUACCAGAAGAUCAGAGAGAGUUUCCAACACGGAAAGAUAGCUGUGCCGUACAGGUUGUACGUGCCACCGGAACUGUCGACGGGGCAACAGGAAGCCAUACUCAUACCAAUAACACUAAAUGUGGAACACGGAAAUAACACGAUCUCCGAUGCCUUUGUAUGGAACGUGAAUGACACUUCGAUAUCGGUUGAAGACUUUGUCACUACAUAUUGCAACGACUUGGGCUUGUACGGUAAUGUAUCCCUACACUCUCAAAUAGUCUCAUCCAUCAACGAACAAAUACAGGAAUUGGAAAACGUAGCGUCAUUGGUAAUACCCGAUCUGGAAGUUGUAGUGAACUUAACCUGCACUAUUCAAGGUAAAUUCUUUGAAGAUUAUUUCCAGUGGAACUUGAGCGAUAAGAGUCUGUCACCAGAGAAAUUUGCAUUAAUUAUUGUAGCUGAUUUGGGACUUGCUAGGGAAUUCGCACCAGGGAUAGCUCACUCCCUACAUGAAUAUCUAUUGCAUGUAAAGAAGGAGUGGGCUGAGGGAAGUUUGCAUCAAGACACUGUGCCAAAUGAAGCAGCAUUUGGUUACUUGGCAGGUGUACGGUUGAAUAUUGAUGACCUCGGUGCCAAAUGGGCACCGAAGGUGGAAUACUUGACUCAAGAAGAAAUCCAAAAGAGAGAAAUCGAGAAGGAAAGAAAUAUGAGAAGAUUGAAGAGAGAAUCAGAUAGAAUGGGAGGUGGUGCGAGAAGAGGACGUCGAAGAUUGGAUGACCUGGAGUUGACAAUGAAGAUGUAA
Messenger RNA from Nakaseomyces glabratus, 1212 nucleotides. RefSeq lists its product as uncharacterized. The record is from RefSeq and is a predicted model, not a curated record. Gene Ontology annotation, biological process: positive regulation of pseudohyphal growth by positive regulation of transcription from RNA polymerase II promoter; chromatin remodeling. Lineage: Eukaryota; Fungi; Ascomycota; Saccharomycetes; Saccharomycetales; Saccharomycetaceae. Gene Ontology annotation, cellular component: nuclear chromosome; nucleus; RSC-type complex. Gene Ontology annotation, molecular function: transcription coregulator activity.